UGUUUUCUUCACAACACAACUAGUUGUUUUCUUCCUCUUCUCCUUGUGCUGCUACUUGACCAGUUUAUGGUUACUAAUUCAAUUCAAUUCCAAGAAGAACUAGAAAUUUAAUGGAAUCGAAUAUCUUGAACUCCAUGUUCUGCAUCUUUGCCUUUGUUGUCUUCUUCCUCUUUGUCAUCAAUUCCCUCAUCACCAAGCUCUUCACUCCUAACCGCCGGAAAAUCCCACUUCCGCCGGGUUCCUUAGGCUGGCCUUACAUUGGAGAAACCUUCCAACUCUACUCUCAAAACCCAAAUGUCUUCUUUGCCUCAAAACAAAAGAGGUUUGGGUCAAUCUUCAAAACCCACAUCUUGGGUUGUCCCUGUGUGAUGAUUUCGAGGCCCGAAGCGGCGAAAUUUGUGCUUUCUCGAGCCCAUCUGUUCAAGCCAACUUUUCCGGCGAGCAAAGAGAGGAUGUUGGGGAAAGAAGCCAUCUUUUUCCACCAAGGAGAUUACCAUGCCAAAUUGAGAAAGCUUGUCCUCCGUGCCUUCAUGCCGGAAGCCAUCAGAAGUAUCGUCCCUGACAUUGAAUCCAUUGCCAAAGACUCUCUCAAGUCCUGCCAAGGCCGCUUGAUCAACACCUUCCAAGAAAUGAAAACGUUCACAUUCAAUGUUGCACUCCUUUCUAUAUUUGGUAAGGAUGAGAUUCUGUACAGAGAGGAUCUGAAGAGGUGCUACUACAUUCUUGAGAAGGGUUACAAUUCAAUGCCCAUUAAUCUUCCAGGCACACUGUUUCACAAAUCAAUGAAAGCAAGGAAGGAGCUGGCUCAGAUCUUGGCCAAAAUUAUAUCUACAAGGAGGCAAAGGAUGCAGUUAGAGGAGGAGGACCAUAAGGAUCUUCUGGGAUCAUUCAUGGGUGACAAAGAAGGCCUCACUGACCAACAAAUUGCCGACAACGUCAUUGGGGUCGUCUUCGCUGCCCGUGACACCACAGCCAGCGUCUUGACUUGGAUUGUCAAGUACCUUGGGGAAAACCCAAGCGUUCUUCAAGCUGUCACUGAAGAGCAAGAAGCAAUAAUAAGGUCAAAAGAAGAAGAAGAAGAAGAGGAGAAAGUUCUGAGUUGGGCAGAUACCAAAAAGAUGCCCUUGACUUGUAGAGUGAUUCAGGAGACACUAAGAGUUGCUUCCAUUUUGUCUUUCACUUUCAGGGAAGCUGUGGAGGAUGUUGAAUAUGAAGGUUAUCUGAUACCAAAAGGGUGGAAAGUUUUACCACUUUUCAGAAACAUUCACCACAGCCCAGAAAUUUUUCCUGACCCUGACAAAUUUGAUCCCUCCAGGUUUGAGAUUGCUCCAAAACCCAAUACCUACAUGCCAUUUGGUAGCGGGACCCACGCAUGUCCAGGGAACGAAUUAGCCAAGCUGGAGAUUUUGGUCUUUUUACACCAUCUAACAACAAAGUACAGGUGGUCUAUGGUUGGUGCACAAAAUGGCAUACAGUAUGGCCCUUUUGCUCUUCCCCAUAAUGGCCUGCCCAUCAGAUUAUCUCCUAAAACUAUCAUAUAAAACCCCCAUAAAUCAUAGACUCCCAAAAACAUUCCAAGUCCCCAACUUUCAGACCCUCCCUCCCCCUUCAAGCUAGCUACUUGACGUGUAUUACCAUGCAUGAGGAAGAAACCCACCACUCCAAAGUCCAUUUCUUUUUGGCCGAAAGAGAUGAGCAACAUAAAAUAAACACGUAAGAUUUAAAGAAACAUAUCGUACAUCUUCAUUGCUUUCAUAUGUCCCAUUAAUAUCCCAGAUGACUGAAAGUCACUGAAUAUUAGGGACGUGCCCUCCGAAAGUCAGAAAGUUCAAGAUACAAGAAAUUAAACUUGUUGCAGCAGAGGAAGCCAAGUGUACAGAGAAGAGUCUUCCUACCAAAACAUGAUACGCAAACCAUAUCAUGUUUUCUUUUUCUUCCCUUUAUUUUUUUUUUAUUUUUUUCUUUUUGGCAUGCAAGAGAUCAUGAAGAGGAAAAUUCCUCACCCAAUGUGAUAAGUAUAUUUAAGUAGCAGGUAGGAGUAUACUAAUUUCACCAUAAUUUUCUUGUUUACUUAAAUAAAUGUAAACAGCCGCAAGGCAGAAAUGAAGAUUCAAAUGAAUGGAAUUAACAAAGUUAAUUUUGUUCUUAUAUUCA
Molecule: messenger RNA, 2154 nt
Organism: Malus domestica (apple)
Lineage: Eukaryota; Viridiplantae; Streptophyta; Magnoliopsida; Rosales; Rosaceae
Product: abscisic acid 8'-hydroxylase CYP707A2-like
Biological process (GO): sterol metabolic process; abscisic acid metabolic process
Molecular function (GO): iron ion binding; (+)-abscisic acid 8'-hydroxylase activity; heme binding
Source: RefSeq, a predicted model, not a curated record